Humulus lupulus (European hop) is the source of this 1259-nucleotide messenger RNA. RefSeq names its product fasciclin-like arabinogalactan protein 12. The transcript has a single exon. The record is from RefSeq and is a predicted model, not a curated record. NCBI's taxonomy places the organism in Eukaryota, Viridiplantae, Streptophyta, Magnoliopsida, Rosales, Cannabaceae. Bases 69 to 1055 code for a protein of 328 amino acids.
CAACUGAUCUUAACCCCCACCCCAAAAAAACAAAAGAGAAAGAACAAGAAGAAAUAUACUACCACAAAAUGAUGAAACAAGUUAUCAUCUUAUCCUUCUUCAUCGUCUUUCUCUUUCACCCCACCGCAACUUCAGCUCAGGCUCCUGCUCACUCACCAACCCAACCUCAAUCUCCGCGAGUUCAGGCUCAAUCGCCUACUGCUAAACCAGUCCUCGUUCAACCACCAUCUCAUGCACUACCGGCUCCAUCCCAAGAGCCUCUUGUUCAUGCCCCACCGCAAAAGGUGCGAAAGCCAGCCCCCCCUAAUGUCACCGAUAUCCUCGACAAAGCCGGAGGCUUCAGUGUCUUCACCCGCCUCCUUAAGAACACCCAAGUCAUUAAUCAAAUCGAAAACCAACUCAACUCCUCCAACAGCUUGACUAUUUUGGCCCCAACCAAUGGAGGAUUCUCCAGUUUAAAAGCUGGCGCUCUCAAUGGCCUCACCCCUGAGCAAAAAGUCCAGCUCCUUCAGUUCCACAUCCUUCCAUCCUUCGUGUCCCCCCAAAACUUUGAAACCCUAACGAAUCCUGUCCGCACACAGGCCAGCAACACCAAAGAUUACCCCAUGAACAUUACAACAGAGGGAAACUCCGUAAACAUUUCGACUGGCAUAGUGAACACUACACUUUCAGGGACAGUCUACUCCGAUAAUCAGCUGGCCAUUUAUCGAGUCGAUAGUGUUCUUCUUCCUUUAGGUAUCUAUGCUCCAAGAGUAGAUUCCCCAACUCCUUCUCCUUCUCCUGCUCCUGCUCCAGCUCCACUUGUACCAUUAAAGCCAAAGAAGCCUUCUACUCCAGCUUCAUCAUCGUCAACUUUGCCUUCCAACUCAUCAUCGGCGCCUAAACCCUCGAAAGCAUCGUCAAAUUCGUCGUCAUCCGCCGCAGCGUUGAUCAGCCCAGUGGCGGCAUUGGAUGAAUCUGGUGUCCUUGCUCUAACAUCAAGUAAUGGCGUCGCAGUGUCCAUUAUUGGUCUUGUUGUGACUGGAGCCGCGAUGGUUAUGGGUAUGUCGGGUUGAUCCAUUUUCUGAGUUCUGGUAAUUUAUGGCCAGGUUAUAAACUUGGUUGAAUGGAAUUCAUAGAUCACGAUCGAUGAUUGGUCGGGAAUAAUUUGAAAGUUUUUUAUGAUUACUAUUUCAGAGUAGUAGUUAUACUAUUUUAAGUCGUGAUGAUCAGAACUUGUACGUGUGGAUUGAAUUAAUUUGAUAUAUAUUCUUUUGUUU